This is a messenger RNA of Daucus carota subsp. sativus, 2060 nucleotides long. Its product is annotated as T-complex protein 1 subunit epsilon. Gene Ontology annotation, cellular component: chaperonin-containing T-complex. Gene Ontology annotation, biological process: protein folding. The coding region runs from base 153 to 1760 and encodes 535 amino acids. Gene Ontology annotation, molecular function: ATP-dependent protein folding chaperone; ATP binding; ATP hydrolysis activity. NCBI's taxonomy places the organism in Eukaryota, Viridiplantae, Streptophyta, Magnoliopsida, Apiales, Apiaceae. The transcript is spliced from 9 exons. The record is from RefSeq and is a predicted model, not a curated record.
GGGGAUAGAAGGGAACACACAGGGGAAUGAUAUUUAGGGCAAAGCAGAGAGGGGGAGUACAGUUAUAAAACUUGUUAAACCCCUCUUUUACCUCUCACUCCUCUGCUCCUCUCUCUUUCACAGUCUCUCUGUAGAAGAAGAAUAGUAGAUCCAUGGCGUUAGCGUUCGAUGAGUACGGGAGGCCUUUUAUAAUAUUAAGAGAACAAGAUCAGAAGAGUAGAUUGAGAGGCAUCGAUGCUCAGAAAUCUAACAUUUCCGCCGCCAAAGCUGUGGCUCGCAUCCUCCGUACAUCUCUCGGUCCCAAGGGCAUGGACAAGAUGCUCCAGAGCCCCGACGGCGAAAUCACCAUCACAAAUGAUGGUGCAACAAUCUUGGAGCAGAUGGAUGUUGACAAUCAAAUUGGAAAGCUGAUGGUAGAGUUAUCUCGUAGCCAGGACUAUGAAAUUGGUGAUGGGACAACUGGAGUAGUUGUUAUGGCGGGUGCACUUCUCGAACAAGCCGAACGUCUGUUAGAACGUGGUAUUCAUCCCAUUCGAAUUGCGGAGGGUUUUGAGAUGGCAUCGAAGAUUGCUGUUGAGCAUUUGGAGAGCGUGUCCAAUAAAUUUGAGUUUAGCGCAUCAAAUAUUGAGCCUUUGGUUCAAACUUGCAUGACUACUCUAUCAUCCAAAAUUGUCAACAGAUGCAAACGAGACUUGGCUGAAAUUGCUGUAAAAGCAGUUAUGGCUGUUGCAGAUCUGGAUAGGAAAGAUGUUAACCUGGACCUUAUUAAAGUGGAGGGCAAAGUAGGUGGGAAGUUGGAGGAUACCGAACUCAUUUAUGGAAUACUCGUCGACAAAGAUAUGAGUCAUCCUCAGAUGCCAAAGCAGAUUGUAGAUGCAAACAUAGCCAUCUUAACUUGCCCCUUCGAACCUCCCAAGCCAAAGACCAAGCAUAAGGUUGACAUUGAUACCGUGGAAAAAUUUCAAACUUUACGUCAGCAGGAGCAGAAAUACUUUGAUGACAUGGUUCAGAAGUGCAAGGAUGUUGGUGCUACCUUGGUUAUCUGCCAAUGGGGUUUUGAUGAUGAGGCAAAUCACUUGUUGAUGCACAGGAAUCUGCCUGCUGUUCGAUGGGUUGGUGGAGUAGAGUUAGAGUUGAUAGCUAUAGCCACAGGGGGUAGAAUUGUUCCAAGGUUCCAGGAGUUGACACCAGAAAAGUUGGGCAAGGCUGGUUUGGUUCGUGAAAAGUCAUUUGGCACCACAAAAGAUCGAAUGCUCUACAUCGAACAUUGUGCAAAUUCAAAGGCUGUAACCAUAUUUAUUCGUGGUGGUAACAAGAUGAUGAUAGAGGAGACGAAACGAAGCAUCCAUGAUGCUUUGUGUGUUGCCAGGAAUCUUAUUCGCAACAACUCAAUUGUGUAUGGUGGCGGUUCAGCUGAGAUUUCUUGCUCACUUGCUGUAGAGGCUGCUGCUGAUAAAUAUCCAGGAGUUGAGCAGUAUGCAAUCAGGGCAUUCGCCGAUGCUUUGGACUCUGUCCCCAUGGCUCUUGCAGAAAAUAGUGGUCUCCAGCCCAUUGAAACACUAUCUGCGGUGAAAUCACAGCAAACCAAGGACAAGUAUUCUUGGUAUGGUGUAGACUGUAAUGAUGUUGGCACAAAUGACAUGCGUGAGCAGAAUGUCUUUGAGACACUAAUCGGGAAGCAGCAGCAACUCUUACUUGCAACACAGGUUGUUAAGAUGAUCUUAAAGAUUGAUGAUGUCAUUUCGCCUUCUGAAUAUUGAUUGGCUGAAUAUCCUGAGAAGUUUUGCUCAUCCUGCAAGAGAUCCUGGGUAUUAUUAUGGUUGUGAAAGAUGUCUCAAAUUAUUAUUGUUAAUCUACUAUAGACAUCUGUGAGUGACCUUUUAUUUUUGUAGCUUUAUUUUAUUUUCCAGGUUGAAUGGAUGUUAUAUUGUCGACCUCCUUUAAGCAUAUUUUGGAUUUUAGUAAUCGUGGUCUUUCUGUCUCAGUUUUGUUCUCAUGAAUAUGGCAAUGCCUGUUUGAAAUGCACCUGAUUGGUGAUAAUAUGUUUGUAUUUAAUGUGA